AUGAGAACUGAACAGUUUGAUUACAAUGUUGAAUCAAGAGUCAUACCAGACGAUCCCAUUGAGCUGCGCGGCAAAAGUCGCGACAGCGGCAAAAUAGUUGUGCUCGACCGCUCUACUGAGAUGAUUACGCACACAGUGUUUUCAACCAUCUGCCAGUACUUUCGCGGAGGCGACCUCCUAGUAUUGAAUGAUAGCUACGUGCUCGCAAACGUCUUGUGGUUUCAGUAUGGCGACGAGUUUACCCACGUGGGCUUGUCUGGCCACGAACCUGACAAUACGACGGUUGUCGAUAUGUUCGGAUGGCCAUUAGCUGCGCCGGGUUUGACUCUGACUUCAAAAAAUAACGACCAACUCACUUGUACCCUCCUUGAGCAGCUGCCCGACCAGCUCUGGAGAGCGAAGUUCGAACCAUUCGAGCUAGUCACGCCAACGCUAGUUCAAUUCGGACAGCGAGUGGACGAUAUAAAUGAUCCGAACGUGACUCUAUGGAGAUCCUCCCCUCUAGCGUAUCGCUCUGUAUACGCUAAUACACCUGGCUCAUUUAAUAUUCCCUCAGCCGGGCUUCACUUCUCUAACAAACUGUUGGCUGAGGCUGCCGCCAAGGGAGUUGAGGCCGCUCACAUCACGCUACAUGUCGGGGCGACUGAGAGCUUCGCGGUUCGUCAUAUCAGCGAGAAGGAGAUUGAGGAUCACAAGGUCAGGACCGAGUACUUCGAAGUUGGAGACAAAGCAGCUGCACAAAUCAAUCGGGCCAUUUCUGAGGGGAGGCGUGUCAUCGCCGUUGGAACGACUGUCAUGAGAGCUCUUGAAACAUUGGCUGCUAAACAAGAGCCUAAAGCUCCUAUCCAGGCUGAAUCGGGGUGGACAGAUCUAUAUAUAUAUCCCGGGUUCAACUUCAAGCUUGUGAACGUGUUGCUGACAAAUCUUCACCAGCCGCGGUCCAGCCAUAUUGUGCUUACCGCAGCCUUUGCUGGAAAAGAUCUUGUAAUGCGCAGCUACGCGGAGAUUCUUGAAGGUGGUGGAUACGAAUUCGAUAUGUUCGGCGACAGCAUGCUGAUUGUGUAG
Messenger RNA from Venustampulla echinocandica, 1065 nucleotides. Its product is annotated as Queuosine biosynthesis protein. Gene Ontology annotation, molecular function: S-adenosylmethionine:tRNA ribosyltransferase-isomerase activity. The coding region runs from base 1 to 1065 and encodes 354 amino acids. NCBI's taxonomy places the organism in Eukaryota, Fungi, Ascomycota, Leotiomycetes, Helotiales, Pleuroascaceae. The record is from RefSeq and is a predicted model, not a curated record. Gene Ontology annotation, biological process: tRNA wobble guanine modification; tRNA queuosine(34) biosynthetic process. The transcript has a single exon.